Molecule: messenger RNA, 1806 nt
Organism: Botrytis cinerea B05.10
Lineage: Eukaryota; Fungi; Ascomycota; Leotiomycetes; Helotiales; Sclerotiniaceae
Exons: 5
Coding region: 361-1746 (461 amino acids)
Molecular function (GO): heme binding; iron ion binding; oxidoreductase activity, acting on paired donors, with incorporation or reduction of molecular oxygen
Source: RefSeq, a predicted model, not a curated record
GGUGGCAGCCAAAGUCCAACCAAUCAGGCAGCCAGCCACUGAAGAUGUUUUUAUGCUUCCGGACAGUCAUGGUUCGGUCCCUUAAAGCCCGACCUUGAACCAUCUCGAGAUUCAGCGAACUCUUGAGCCUUACAUUUGCAUUCUCCUUUCAAGUCUUGCCCCGCCCACGUACCCGUACCAUGGAUCACUAUACUAUUGCUCUAAUAGUUUUCGUAGGCUGGGUUAUAUAUACAGUCAUUUGGCGUGCAUAUCUCAGCCCCCUGGCGCAGAUUCCAGGACCGCGUAUAGCAGCAUUAACAUACCUGCAAUUAUGAAGCCUAUUAUGAUGUCUGGCUCGGUGGGCAAUACACAUUCAAGAUCAUGGAGUUGCAUAAGAAGUAUGGACCAAUUAUGCGGAUCACGCCAGAUGAACUCCAUAUCGCUGAUCCAGAUUUCUUUGAUACGAUUUACGCCAGUUCUGCCGCACCCCGUCGGUCUGAUAAAGACCCUCGCUUCACCAAAUUUAUAGGGCUCGACCUAAGUGUCUUCUCUACGGUUCAUCAUGACAAACACCGCCAGCGUCGCUCGGCUCUACAGCCUUAUUUCAGUAUGGCAAAUGUGAGAAGACUGCAACCAGUUAUACAGGAGAGACUCGACGUCAUGUUGAAACAGAUGAAUAAAUUCAGGGAUACGGGUGAUGUAUUGAACGCGAGUUGUAUGUUCUCGGCUUUUGGGAAUGACGUCGUGAGUAUUUAUUCGUUCGCACGAUGCGAUCACAGACUUGAAUCCCCCGAUUUUGACCCCUCAUCACGAAAUGCUGCUCUUGCAGGUAUCAGCUCAAUACAUUUCAUGAAACAUGUACCAUGGGUAAAUAACGUGAUGAAAGCGCUGCCUGAGACCCUUGUGGAGUGGCUACUGCCAGUCCUAUCAUCGUUCCUCAAGCUAAAGCGGACAUCCAAGAGACAAGUUGAGGAGAUCAUGGCCGGGGAAAAUGAAGCAUGGCGCGGAAAAGACCACCUAACCAUAUUCCACGCCAUUCUCGAUUCUAAGCUUCCUCCCCAGGAGAAGACAGUAGAGCGGCUGUCUGAAGAUGCUCAGGUCUUAGUCAUGGCCGGGACACUCACCACAGCAUCGACGCUGGAGUUGAUAACAUUCUGGCUCCUGCGCCAGCCGAAGACGUUGCUGAAAAUGAAGGAAGAAUUGCGUACCGUAAUGCCCACAGUCGAUGAUGUGGGUACAGUACCUCUUGCUGCGCUAGAGAACUUACCUUUUGUAACAGCCGUAAUUAAGGAAGGCCUGCGGUUGAGCCACGGCCUAUCCGCACGUUCGCAGCGCAUUGAUCCUGAUAGCGCGAUAGUCUUUGUAGACAAGGAGACAGGCAAGGAAUGGACGAUACCACCGAAAACCCCAGUGAGUAUCACCAAUAUACAAGUACACUGUGACGAAGAUAUUUUCCCCUGUAGCAGGGACUUCAUCGCCGAGCGCUGGCUCGGUGAUGCAGGGAAGAAACUGGAGAGGUACCUGACUAGUUUUGGCAGAGGCAGCCGCAGUUGCUUGGGAAUAAAUCUCGCAUACGGUGAGCUUUAUAUAGUGCUGUCGCAUGUGUGGAGGCUUUGGAGUAGUAGAGAGGCGAGAAUCGGCGAUGAGAUUGGCGUACUCAGUCUAUUUGAGACGGACCUGUGCGAUGUUCAGAUAGAGGCGGACUAUUUCAUUCCCACGCCGCGAAAGGGGUCUCAAGGCAUCCAGGUCAAGGCCCAUACGGUAUAGAGAUGUAUUUAGAAUUUUAGGGCUAGUUCGAAUGUACAAAUCCGACCUGAAUCUACACCA